Trichosurus vulpecula (common brushtail) is the source of this 3086-nucleotide messenger RNA. It is a transcript of the gene CEP57L1, whose product is annotated as centrosomal protein 57 like 1. Bases 387 to 1700 code for a protein of 437 amino acids. Gene Ontology annotation, molecular function: microtubule binding; gamma-tubulin binding; identical protein binding. Lineage: Eukaryota; Metazoa; Chordata; Mammalia; Diprotodontia; Phalangeridae. The record is from RefSeq and is a predicted model, not a curated record. Gene Ontology annotation, cellular component: centrosome. The transcript is spliced from 13 exons.
UGCAAAAAAUAAGGGAGACGCUAGGAUAAUUCCUAAACAGCGACAGGCAUUCAAUUUUUAAAUAACACUAGGUUUCCGAGGAGGCGCCCUCGUAAUGACUUCUGGGAAGUGUAGUCCUCGUGAAGUUACGAGAGGGUUGCCUCGCGCGACCGGAACUACAUCCUCCAGAAGGAAGCGCGGCGUUGCCUAGGAAGCCCACUGCCUAGAGUUCCAACGGCUCUCAGGAAGCGAGGACCGUCUGGCGGAGAGGAACCAGAUUUUUUGUGGGGGAUCUAUGGGAGAAUGUGGAAAAGAAUCACAUGGAAUGAGAAGAAAUGUAUGAAUUCCAGUCUGCACUGCUGAUAUCUUGGAUCCAUUGAAGUAUUUAAAGAAAUUAUUUCAAGAUAAUGUGUGCUGAAUUUAAACACAGCAUGAUAGGAAGCUAUCGUAAGCCUCCAGAUAAAAUAACUAACCUUUCAUUUGCAUAUUGUGAAGCAGCACCUCAAGAUAAUCUGCCUAAGAAGUUACAACACCUUUCUACUCCAAACAGCCAUGCUCUUUUAUUGGCCCUGAAAACUCUUCAGGAUAAGAUUCAUCUACUAGAAUUAGAGAGGACACAAGCUGAAGAUAACCUGAAUACCCUUUCCCAAGAAGCUACAUUGUAUAAAAAAGCUUUGCAGAAUGAAAAUAAUGAGCGAGACCUGGCACACCAAGAACUGAUAAAACAGAGAAAAGAUAUAAGUGCACAGCUCAGUGCUGCCCAGACUCGCUGUUCUAUUCUAGAGAAACAACUGGAACUAACAACGAAAAUGGUUUUGAAUGCAGAACAGGAAAAGAAUUUUGCCUUAGAACAACAACAGCUUCAGUGGGAAAAGGGUCAGGAUCAGAUGAAACUGAAUGCAAAACUUGAAAAACUUGAAGUCUUAGAAAAAGAAUGUGUCAGGCUAACAACUACUCAGAAGACAGCUGAGGAAAAGAUUAAACAUUUAGAGCAAAAACUUAUUGAGGAAGAACAUCAGCGUAAGCUAAUUCAGGACAGCGCUGCUCAGCUUCAAACUGGACUUGAGAUCAAUAGAAUUUUAAUGUCUUCAGUUCUACCUUCACAACAAACCAAGAAAAAGAAAUCUGCAAAGGAAAAAAAAAGUUCAAAGAGAGAACUUCAGACUCAUUCAAAGUUUGGUGCCAUUGGAAAGGCAUGCCCCGAAGUACCUGAACGCAGGGCUAUUAGUAAAAGAACUGUCCGAUGCAGACCCAUAUCCUCCUACCCUAAUAAAUCCACUCCAGUUGGUGAUGGUUUGACUGACCUAGUGAUGGCUAUGCAAGAUGAACUGGACCAAAUGAGUAUUGAACACCAAGAACUUUUGAAGCAAGUACAAGAAAGUCCAAGACUUUCAGUUAAUGAAGAAAUAGAAUGUGAACUGGAAUGUUUAGCUAGAAAAAUGGAAAUGAAAGGGGAGCAAAUAUGCAAACUGAAGAAAUAUCAAGACCAUGUAAAUAAACUACAACAAAAGUCUCAAAACUCGAAGAGUGAAGCAUUCAGCAUUGAGCCAGAAGAUGAAAACCAUAAAGGAAAAAAGAAUGUGCCAGUUAUGGUGGUCACCAGAAAGGGCAGAAAUAAGACUAAGCUUCCACUGGAAAACUGCAGUUGUCAAAUGCCACAAAAGUGUUUCCAAAAGAUUCGAAUGACGUUGAGGAAAGAUGACGUCAAGUGGGAACAGUAGAGCAAUGGUGUAAAAUUCAAUUUCAAUGAACCUUGCUGAUCAUCGGGAAUUUUUAAUCAUCUGAAGUGAUUUUAAUUUAAUGUAACUUUUAAGAACUUCCUAAUUAUGUUUCAUGCCCGUAUUAAAUUGUAGUAUUUUUAAAAAUUAAUCCUGAGUGACUUGUUAGGAGCUCCCAAGAUUAAGUGGUUUCUUUUUCUUAUUCACUGAAAUACCCUGGCAUGAUUUCAUCACAUUUUAGAAAAAUUAUUUAUUUUUGCACAUGUCUAGAAUUAAAUUUUAAAAACAGUAUUGGCAAAAUUUAUUCUUGAGUAGGCCUCACAGAAUUUGAAAUAAUAAAUUUUUAAAUCUCUGGUCUUGAGAGGAAUGAAAUUGAUGCUUCUCCUCGACUUCAUAUUAGGUCUAUGAAUUAAUCUGUUUAGGAGAAGAAGAAACUUUAGAUUAAAAUCUAAUAAUGUCCAAAAAUAACCCCUGAUCACAUCUUUACUUGACAAGUUUGUUCACUGUUUUCACAGCAUAACAUGCUGAAUUCACUUCAUAACAUCCUACCUCCUUAAUUUUGCUUAUAUUAUUCCAUGAUCUUGAAAUGUUCCUCUUUCAUCUCUGACCUACUGUCCAAAUUCUACCCAGUCUUCAAAGCUCAACACAAAGCACAUCUUCAUAAAAUCUUUCCCAGUCAUUUCAGUGGUUUGUGUCUCACUUUUGCCACUUUUAGCACCCAGUACCUUAGGUUAAUCAUUUAGUGUCCUUAAGCCUGUUUCCUCACCUCUAAAAUUAGAGGCUAGAUAACCUAUGAGGUUCCUUCUAGCUCCAGACCUGUGAUCUCUCCCUUCUUAAACUACUUACUCUACCCACUGUCUUCAAAAAUUGACAAUUUCUAAACCCCAAAUUGUCUAGCCUUGAAAAACAGUAUUAUGAUUCAACUGUAGAAGCUUCCCUUCUCUAUCUCUGUUUCUACUUUAUAAAUAUCUUUGCUCUAAUUCCCCUCUGCAACUUUUAUUACUUUAAUGUUUUAUUUAGCACGUAAUAUGGAGCAUCAAUAUAACCAAAUAAACUUGAUUGUAAUUUAUUUCAAUAUAAGAGGUAUCCAUUUUUAAGUCAUUCCGUCUAAGUCUUCAUUGGAAUUGUUUUUUGGUCUACUCCCACGUGGUUUUCCUCCUAUAUGGGAAUACUUAGCAAGUACCCAAUUCUUUUGCUUCUGAUAUUCUUUUGUUUUGCAUUUUAUAAAGCAGAGGCAUCAUUGUGUAGUGGAUAGAGAGCCAGAAAGAUCUGGUUUGAGGUCUCACCUCCUGAUACAUUCUGACUGUGUCAUUCUGGAUAAAUCUGGAUAAAUCAUUUAACCUCUCAGUGUGCUAGAUACACCUCUAACCAAUAAAAUCAUAAGUCUAA